Molecule: messenger RNA, 1332 nt
Organism: Lathyrus sativus (Indian pea)
Lineage: Eukaryota; Viridiplantae; Streptophyta; Magnoliopsida; Fabales; Fabaceae
Source: the annotation of a GenBank genome assembly
AUGGAGGAUGAAGUGAGGAAUUGGUGUUUGGAAUACCUCGUUAGAAACUCAACCAUAGAAACCAACAUCAUCAACAAACUCAUUUCUAGAAUCUCACUCUCCAACACCGAUUACCGCACCAAAAUAACAAUCAUCCUUAGAACCCUCCAAGACGCCUUGUCGGAAGCAUUUAUCCCAGAAUGUAUGCUCCAAAUUCUCGAGGUACUAGAAAAAUUGUUACUUCGUUGCGACUCUUCAAAUUCAAAUUCAAAUUCAAUCAGUGCCGCCAUGAAAGCCGCGUAUUGUAGCAUUGCAGUUGAGUGUACUCUCAAGUAUCUUGAAGUGGGAACAUCAAACCCUAGCUACGGCAUAGCGGUGAAGAGGAUAUGGAAGGGUAGGGUUCAGGAUAUGCAGAGUGAGGGAAGUAGUUUUCUGUUAUCUGAUGAAUUGAAACAAUGGAAAAUUGAGAUUGAGAAUUCGCUUUUGGAUGAGAAAGUUAUGGAGAAGCUUUGCUCUGUGCCGAAUACUCGACGAGACGCAAUUCGAAAGGUGCAGGCUUUUUUGGGUGAAGCUUGGGAGAAUUUAGGUCCUUCUUUUCUUGAAUCAGCAGCGAAGAAUCAGUUGGAUGCGAGUGUGGGUGUCUUGCAGAUGAAGAAACAUGAGAAAGGUUCUCCAGUAGAAAUUAGGAAAGACAAUGAGAAGCUUGAAGGGAAGUUUACUACUGCGGUUGAUGUUGAGGAAGUGGAUUUAUCAACCUCUUGUAGCAAAGGUGAGUCUUUCCCGAUGAACGAGGUCCCGAAGAAUGGGGAAUCUGUUAAAUGCUGUUCUGUGGAGUUGCAAACCUUGGCCAAGGAUCCUGGUUUGGUAAUUGAGGACAUGAAUCAGGAACCACAAAUGGAAAAUCGGAGUACGGAUGCAAAUGUGCCCAACCCACAAGCUUGCCUGAGUAGUAAUAAUAAUGAGGCUAAUCUUAAUGAGACAACUUCUGUUCAUCAGAGUGAUGCACAUCACCCUAGCUUGAUGGAACCAAAUAGUACUGCUCAAACUCAUGAGUGGGAUGAUUCGAUAGAUGGCUUGAGAGGAGAAACAUCAUAUCAGGCUAGUAAAUUUAGUUUGCCUAGUCCAAGGAGGAGGAAAGUUUCUCCAUUGAAGGAGUAUGAACCAAAAAACAUCACAAAACGGAGAAGACCGAAAAAAUGGAGUAAAUUAGAAGAGGAUACUCUAAGGACUGGAGUAAACAAAUUUGGCAGAGGAAACUGGAAAUUAAUCCUCAAUGCUUAUACAUUUGAAGAGAGAACUGAAGUUGAUUUGAAGGACAAAUGGAGAAACAUGAUGCGGUAUGGAGGCCAAUGA